CGUGGCUUAUAUACACCCCCAUUCCCAACCCUACCGCUCCAUCACCACCGCUUCGCCCUCUCCUCUCCUCUCCUCUCCUCCCCAUCUUCCCCCCCGCCGCGAGCUCGCCGCCCGCUCCCCACCUCCUCGCCGCGGAUCCUCCACUACUCCGGUAGAAAAUGGCUGACGCGGAGGACAUUCAGCCUCUCGUCUGCGACAAUGGUACCGGUAUGGUGAAGGCUGGGUUCGCCGGGGAUGACGCCCCGAGGGCCGUCUUCCCCAGCAUCGUGGGGCGCCCACGCCACACCGGUGUCAUGGUCGGGAUGGGGCAGAAAGACGCCUACGUCGGUGACGAGGCCCAGUCGAAGAGGGGUAUCCUGACCCUCAAGUACCCCAUCGAGCACGGCAUCGUCAGCAACUGGGACGACAUGGAGAAGAUCUGGCAUCACACCUUCUACAACGAGCUCCGUGUGGCUCCCGAGGAGCACCCUGUCCUCCUCACUGAGGCGCCCCUCAACCCCAAGGCUAACCGUGAGAAGAUGACCCAGAUCAUGUUCGAGACCUUCAACACCCCUGCUAUGUACGUCGCCAUCCAGGCCGUCCUCUCGCUGUAUGCCAGUGGUCGUACCACAGGUAUCGUGCUCGACUCUGGAGAUGGUGUCAGCCACACUGUCCCCAUCUACGAGGGAUACGCCCUCCCCCACGCUAUCCUUCGUCUUGACCUUGCUGGCCGUGAUCUCACUGACUACCUCAUGAAGAUCCUGACUGAGCGCGGCUACUCCUUCACCACCACCGCUGAGCGGGAAAUUGUCAGGGACAUGAAGGAGAAGCUUGCCUACAUUGCCCUGGACUACGACCAGGAGAUGGAGACUGCCAAGACCAGCUCUUCUGUGGAGAAGAGCUACGAGCUUCCUGAUGGACAGGUCAUCACCAUUGGCGCUGAGCGCUUCCGCUGCCCUGAGGUCCUCUUCCAGCCAUCUUUCAUUGGGAUGGAAGCUGCUGGUAUCCACGAGACUACCUACAACUCCAUCAUGAAGUGUGACGUGGAUAUUAGGAAGGAUCUAUACGGCAACAUCGUCCUCUCUGGUGGUACCACCAUGUUCCCUGGCAUUGCUGACAGGAUGAGCAAGGAGAUCACUGCCUUGGCUCCUAGCAGCAUGAAGAUCAAGGUGGUUGCUCCUCCAGAAAGGAAGUACAGUGUCUGGAUUGGAGGAUCCAUCUUGGCAUCGCUCAGCACCUUUCAGCAGAUGUGGAUUGCCAAGGCUGAGUACGACGAGUCUGGCCCGUCCAUCGUGCACAGGAAAUGCUUCUAAUUCUUCGGCAAUUCUUUGGGCCCAAGAAAUGCAAGCUGAGAGGAGCCAUUAUCGCCAGCCUCCUUCCCCAUUUCUUUCUCUUUUUGUUACUGUUUCUUCAUUAGCGUGGACAAAGUUUCCGGCCAGUCUAUCUGCGAUCGUUUUCUUCUAUUCAUCAAGACUGUAAUAUCUAUUGCUACCUAUGCUUCUCACUUGUGAUUUUGGACACAUAUGUUCGGUUUAUUCAAUUUUAAUGAGAUGCCUGAUGAGGCUACUAGCAAAUACAUAUGGUGUUCUGAUUGUCAUUGGUUAUUGAUGUCUUAUGAAAUGAAUGAAUAAUAUCAAAAUUUGAGCUCUGUA
Molecule: messenger RNA, 1631 nt
Organism: Setaria italica (foxtail millet)
Lineage: Eukaryota; Viridiplantae; Streptophyta; Magnoliopsida; Poales; Poaceae
Product: actin-1
Exons: 5
Coding region: 159-1292 (377 amino acids)
Cellular component (GO): cytoplasm
Source: RefSeq, a predicted model, not a curated record